Cadophora gregata is the source of this 2062-nucleotide messenger RNA. RefSeq lists its product as uncharacterized. NCBI's taxonomy places the organism in Eukaryota, Fungi, Ascomycota, Leotiomycetes, Helotiales, Ploettnerulaceae. Bases 1 to 1986 code for a protein of 661 amino acids. The record is from RefSeq and is a predicted model, not a curated record. The transcript has a single exon.
AUGAACUCCAUCCAGCAGAAAUUCAACAAAUCGUUGAAGCUGAAAACAUUCAGUUAUGACCCUCUUGCCGAAGACGACAGCAUUCGGCUUCUUUUACUUGAACCUGGCCAGCCAGGUGACCCUAUCUCUUGUAGCCUUAUCCAUACUUCUAUCACCGAAUGUCAUGACAAUAUUUAUGAGCAAUAUACUGCAUUGUCGUAUGUUUGGGGAACCCAAUUAAACGCCCAGACGAUCCAUGUCAACUCGCGACCAUUCCGAAUCACAGCCAAUCUUGCUGCCGCUCUCAAUGAUUUGAGAGAUGAGCAUAAAUCUCUUCGUUUAUGGGCAGACGCAAUAUGCAUCGACCAAACCAACAAUUUGGAGCGAAACCAUCAGAUCAAACACAUGCGCGACAUAUUUUCUCUGGCUCAGCCCACUGUGGUAUAUUUGGGUCCAUCCACUGGCGCUAGCACUUUCGUGUUAGACGUACUCCAAUAUUGGUGGAGGCGUGGAUCGAGCCGAGUCUUGUCUGGAGAGAAGGCGGAAAUCCGCAGAAUGGUAGCCUCCGAACUUCUCCUGAGAGAUUGGUUCACUCGUGUCUGGACGUAUCAAGAGCUUGUACUGUCAAAAGAGGUCUGGGUGCAGUGUGGUCGACAAAGACUGAAGUGGGAUGUUCUAUGCAGUACACUGCUGGACCAAGAUCAUCGACUGAUACUUAGCUCGAAGACACCAGAGAGCUCUCAAUCACCUGUGAAUAUGAUGCCUCAAUUUCGAUUGCUACUGCAGAUGAGAGACACUCGCCUGAGAUAUCUCGUUGGACUCCUGAGCGACACCGAGCCCGAGUCCCUUUUGUCGAUCCUUUUAACUCGCCGUGGGUCUGGAGUAACGGAUGCUCGUGACAUGAUAUAUGGACAUCUUGCAGUCUCUGGUCUACAUCUUCCACGGAAAACAAUUUCUCAAACUCCGGUGCCAGAAGUUGAUUAUGACAAAACCAUUGCCCAGGGAUAUGCUGCUGCAACGGCAUUCAUCAUCAAUUCAAUGAGAAGCAAUGGAGUACUGUUCCAUACAGAGGUCUUUGACCGCACUCUUCGUCGACGAGACCUACUACCAUCCUGGGUUCCAGAUUGGUCUCUUGGUAGCAGUCACCAUCCUCCCUUAUUGCGGACUCGGAUCCCUUUACCUAAAGACUUUCCUUCAAGCGUACCGAGUAUUAGGCCGCACAGUCUUUUCAUACCUGAGCACUUAGUACUGGUUUAUCAAGGAUGGAGAGUGGGCGAAGUUGAGAAUGUUGGUUUUGCAAUAUCCCACCAAGAGGUUCUCACCGAGUAUCUGGUACGAUAUAUCAAACGUCUCUGCGCUUUAAGAUUGAGCUGGGUUUGGAACCUUAGGGAUCGGAACGACCAAAGCCGUUGCCGGGCCCAGGUAUACAUUCACAUCUACGCUUUUUGGCAGAAAGUCUUUGGUGAUGCUUCUUUCCCUGAUUUACCAUCUGAACCAGGACAAGUAAUAGACGACAGAAACCAAAAGAUCUUCUGGAACGAUGCUGAGGACUUGUACUGCGAGCGCCAAAGAUUUCGUUGGAAUGAUAUUUUAAACUUCCAGAAAGACUACACCAUUUUGCAGCAAUUCCUGACCCAGCAAGCUUUUCGAAUCAGCGGCUUGAAUGAAUAUCUAGAGAAGGGACGGAAACUUGUCACAGUAGCGACAGGCGGUCUGGCAGUUGUACCGCAAGAUACACGCAAAGGAGACUUGGUUUACUUCCAGCCAAUCGGCAACUCGCUGUACUUCACUGUCCUCCGACCUUUCCUGGACAAUAACAGUGAAACGUCCCCAAAACCAGAAAUAGAGAAGACAAUACGUGAGAGACUCUGGUUCAGAACUGAAGGAAUGAACAUUCACUUCUAUACCAUGAUUGGAGCAGCCUCUCUAGGGGCAAACAACCAUAUCCAGAGACUGAUGGCGGCCUCCAUUGCCAAGGAUGUCGAGCAUAUCAUUGCACUCGUGUGAAUACGCUUGUGGACUUGGUCCAGAGAGAAGUCGAAUCCUUCUUUCCUAAAUCAGACAAGAGAGAUAUUUCUCCCAC